AUGGUAAACGUCAAGGAGCUGUUCUCGCUUGAGGGCCAAACCGCCCUCGUGACAGGCGGAACAAGAGGAAUUGGGCAGGCUAUGGCAAUUGCCCUGGCAGAAGCAGGUGCAGACAUUCUCCUCGUACAGCGAAAUACCUCUAACCAAUCCACUAAGCAAGAAAUCGAGAAAUUGGGACGGAAAGCAACAAUAUACACCGCCGACCUCUCGUCCCCCGAAUCCGUCUCAGCGCUCCUCCCGAAGAUUCUAAAAGAUGGCUACAGAAUCCACGUCUUAUUAAAUUGCGGCGGCAUCCAAAAGCGGCACCCCGCGCACCAAUUCCCAGACGACGAUUGGCAAUCCGUCCUCCAAGUAAAUCUUACCUCCGUGUUCACACUCUGUCGUGACGUCGGCGCGCACAUGCUCCAGCAAAACACUGAUUUAGCCCCCAAUGCUACGCGCCGUGGCUCCAUCAUCAACAUUGCCUCCCUUCUCUCCUUUCAAGGCGGCUUCACCGUCCCGGCGUACGCCGCGUCCAAAGGCGGCGUCGCGCAGCUCACGAAGGCGCUAUCCAACGAAUGGGCGAGCAAAGGUAUCAACGUGAAUGCGAUUGCGCCGGGGUAUAUUGCGACGGAGAUGAAUACCGCACUGAUGCAGGAUGAGAAGCGGGCGAAGAGUAUUCUGGAGAGGAUUCCGGCGGGGAGGUGGGGGAGCCCGGAGGAUUUCAAGGGCGCGGUUCUGUGGUUGGCAAGUGCGGCAAGUGCGUAUGUGAGUGGAGAGAUUGUUACGGUUGAUGGGGGUUGGAUGGGGCGGUAG
Messenger RNA from Didymosphaeria variabile, 795 nucleotides. RefSeq lists its product as uncharacterized. The record is from RefSeq and is a predicted model, not a curated record. Lineage: Eukaryota; Fungi; Ascomycota; Dothideomycetes; Pleosporales; Didymosphaeriaceae. The transcript has 2 exons. Bases 1 to 795 code for a protein of 264 amino acids. Gene Ontology annotation, molecular function: oxidoreductase activity, acting on the CH-OH group of donors, NAD or NADP as acceptor.